AUGGCGGAAGGCGGAGCUCCCCCAGGCUCAGUAAACCUCGCAACCUUGAGCGUGCCCCAACUCCGCUCGCUCCAAACACGCCUAACAUCCGAACUGGAACACCUUACAACAUCACACACGAAGCUGCGCGCCGCACAGGCCAAAUUCCGUGACUGCGUGCGCUCCAUCACCGACGGUGUCACAGGCUCCAAGGAGAAGGGCACCGAGGGUCGUGAGGAGAUUCUCGUCCCGCUGACCAGCUCGUUGUAUGUCAAGGGCCGAUUGACGGAUCGGGAGAAGGUUCUCGUUGAUGUUGGUACUGGGUUUUAUAUUGAGAAGACUCCUCCCAAGGCUAUUGCUUUCUACGACGAUAAGGUCAAGGGUUUGGAUGCCAAUUUGCAGGAACUGGAGAAGAUUGUUUCUGGGAAGAGUCAGCAGCUGCGUGUUGUUGAGGAGGUUCUCCGACAGAAGAUGCUUGCUGGUGAAGCGCCCGAACAGCCGGCUGCGGCGAGCGCGUAA
Molecule: messenger RNA, 498 nt
Organism: Penicillium cosmopolitanum
Lineage: Eukaryota; Fungi; Ascomycota; Eurotiomycetes; Eurotiales; Aspergillaceae
Product: prefoldin subunit 5
Exons: 3
Coding region: 1-498 (165 amino acids)
Biological process (GO): protein folding; regulation of DNA-templated transcription
Cellular component (GO): cytoplasm; prefoldin complex
Source: RefSeq, a predicted model, not a curated record